AUGUUGAAUUUACCGGAUCAUGUGUAUGAGGACUUCGGUAACUCGGCUGGCUCCUCUGUUCCGGCCAACGUGAUACCUCUUGAGACGAUUAAAAGAUGGAUCGGAAUUAUUCAAGGUCAAAACAUAGUCCUCUUUGAUUGGGCGUUGGAGAAACUCGUCAGUGAGCUCGUGAAGAUCUACCCAUACAUAUUACUUCGACCUUCAUCUCAGCAGGGGAUACCACAUCGAGUGUGCAACAUCUUGCUUCUGUUCCAGUGCAUAGCUGGUAACCCAGAGACAAAAGAGAAGUUUCUCAAGGCUAAAAUUGCACACUAUAUAUUUCCUUUAAUGGAUAUUGGUAACAUGGCUGCGCAUUUUGAAUGCCUAAGGCUUGGUGCUUUGGGUGUCAUUGAUCAUCUGUUGAACGAGCCUAUAGACGGAGCUGCUGUUCGUUUCGCUAUGGACACAGGUGUUUUACAUUAUUGCGCUAAAGGUGUUGAGUUUGGUUGUUCACAAUCAAAACUACAUGCUGUAAGCAUAAUUGAAAGUAUGCUACGGACCCCUAAGGGGCUUCAAUACUGCUGCGUCUUGGCUGAUCGGUUUUUCGUCAUAGACGGUCUCCUUAAGAAGCUGCUUGCUUAUAUUCCAACCAUGAAAGUGGAUGGAACUUGUACCGAGAUGUUCUGUCUUGUUGUUUCUUGCUACGCCAAACUCUCCCAGAAAUCCAGGGCUCGUGACGGAUUAAGGUGUUACUGCCUAUCAUGCUGUUCAAAGGACCUUUCGCCGGUUUACGUGCUAAUGACCCAAUUGCUGAUGGGUAUGUGA
Microthlaspi erraticum is the source of this 804-nucleotide messenger RNA. The record is from the annotation of a GenBank genome assembly. NCBI's taxonomy places the organism in Eukaryota, Viridiplantae, Streptophyta, Magnoliopsida, Brassicales, Brassicaceae.